AUGCUAUCUAACAUCUACGCAGUAUUGAAGAUAUAUGAAAAAGAAGGCAAACUUAAGCUGUCUGAAGGAACAUUGUUACCUGUUUUGGUAGGUUUUGGGUCAAGUAGGGCACAUUCAUAGAAUUUAUAUUUACUUUACAUCUUUCAUUACAUUAUUAUAGAAACAACUAUCAUACAAUCCAAAUGAAGAAAUUGAAAACGUUGGAAAGUUACUUUCAGCUAACGAGUGUUUGUAUACAUACAAAGAUGCUGCUCAUUACGUUAUAUUUUCUGAUUUAAAUGAAGUUUUACUUCCGAGGUUGAGCAGUUACUAUGACGAGUUUUCUCAUCUAGUUAGCUUAUAUCCAAAAGCGGGUUCUUUUCAAUUCAAUUGGGCUGUUAGUGCUGCUCCUCAAGGUAAGAUACUGUAAUUUAAGACUGUAUAAAGUACUGCAAUAUAGUAUUGUACAAGAUACAGUAAUUUAGUACUAUAAGAUACUGUAAUUUACCUUUAAUUCAUUAAUUAUUAUAGUAAAGCAAGUUUUUUCAGAUCAACUACCCUCUUCCUACGACGUUACCUUGCCAUUGAAAAACGUAUUGGUUAAAGAAGUUAUUGGGUUUGGAACACCAGUAGUGAUACCACAAAAAGUCAAUAAAGCUUUUGAUCAUUUUCCGAUGAACAAUUGGAUAUACGAUCAACAUCAACACGUUCCACUUGAUCGAAACCAGUCAUGGGUUGUCAAGUACAUCUUUCCUGUUUACAAUCCUGCUCUUCGGAAUGUAAGUUGUAUAUGUACAUAAUAGUGAGUUAAAGAUAGAUCAGGAAUUGAGCCACUAGGCAUGAUCCGGCUUUAGUUAGGGGCAUCAAAGGCAAAGUGAAGAUCAUUGUUUUGAAGAGGAGGAAGGGGAAGAGAGAGGGAGUAAAAAUAUGUUGAUUAGCAAUUUUUGACUAAACGAAUUUAGAUAUCAAUACCAUUGUAUUUCCAACCACCAACGGGAUUUUAUUUCAAAAUGAUGCAAGAUUUCAAGUUGAAAGUCAAAAAACGUGCUAGAGUUUACAAUGUAAGCCUACUUUAAUUUAUAAUUUUUUAUAAAAAUAUUUUAAAAUUUCUAGCUCUUUGUGUCAUUUUUAUUUUAUAAUUAAACAUCUUUUGGAAAACACGUAUUUUACAAGUUUUUAAAAUUUUCUAGCAUUUCAAAUCCCUACCGCAACACAAACAUUUCCAACCCCAAAUGGAAGCUUGCUUACGGAUUCAACAGCUUCGUUCAGUACCAUAUACAUGUGUGAAUCAACGGAAAUGUUUACCUAAGUUUUCUGAAGAUAUCAGAGAGUGUACGGUGUUAAAGCGACGUUUUAACUACGCUGACUUUGGUGCAAAUCGGCAUAUCUACAGUAGUGGGGGAGAUGAGUUUCAUCACGAACAUUCUUGCUUGAUUUACUGA
Messenger RNA from Bursaphelenchus okinawaensis, 1421 nucleotides. Lineage: Eukaryota; Metazoa; Nematoda; Chromadorea; Rhabditida; Aphelenchoididae. The record is from the annotation of a GenBank genome assembly.